This is a messenger RNA of Python bivittatus (Burmese python), 1621 nucleotides long. RefSeq names its product syndecan binding protein (gene SDCBP). Gene Ontology annotation, biological process: positive regulation of transforming growth factor beta receptor signaling pathway. Gene Ontology annotation, cellular component: plasma membrane; cytoplasm. Gene Ontology annotation, molecular function: syndecan binding. The record is from RefSeq and is a predicted model, not a curated record. NCBI's taxonomy places the organism in Eukaryota, Metazoa, Chordata, Lepidosauria, Squamata, Pythonidae.
CAUGCGCACCAGAGCCUCCUCUGCCUGGCUGGGUUUCAGUCGUCGCCGAGGUAGCGCCGGGAGGCAGAGGAAGAGCUGCGGCAUCUACGCUUAACGGUCUCCAGGUUACAGCCGUCGCCCUCCGUGAAAAUGUCGCUGUAUCCUUCCCUGGAGGACUUAAAAGUAAACAAAUUAAUUCAGGCUCAGACAUCCUUUGCUUCAAACCCAGCAAUUCUAUCUGAAGCUUCGGCACCCAUCUCCCAAGAUGGAAAUUUAUAUCCUAAAUUAUAUCCUGAACUUUCCCAAUAUAUGGGUCUAAGUUUGAAUGAUGACGAAAUACAAAGAAACCUGUCAGUGAUUCCUGCAGCAAAUUCACAGGCGCUUGUUGCAAGACCUGCAUCAGAUUACAUGGUAGCUCCAGUAACUGGGAAUGAUGCUGGAAUUCGUCGAGCAGAAAUUAAGCAAGGGAUCCGUGAAGGGAUCUUGUGUAAAGAUCAGGAUGGAAAAAUUGGUCUUCGUCUUAAAUCAGUGGACAAUGGUAUAUUUGUUCAGCUGGUUCAGGCAAACUCUCCAGCCUCACUGGCUGGCCUGCGAUUUGGAGACCAGAUUCUGCAAAUCAGUGGUGAAAAUUGUGCUGGAUGGAGUUCUGAGAAAGCUCAUAAAAUUCUGAAACAAGCUCCUGCAGAGAGAAUUUCCAUGAUUAUUCGAGACAGGCCUUUUGAGCGGACUAUUACCAUGCACAAGGACAGUACAGGACAUGUUGGCUUUAUUUUCAAAAAUGGAAAAAUAACUUCAAUAGUAAAGGAUAGUUCUGCUGCAAGAAAUGGACUUCUUACUGAACACAACAUCUGUGAAAUUAAUGGGCAGAAUGUAAUUGGCCUGAAGGAUUCCCAGAUUGCAGACAUAUUAUCAACAGCUGGAAAUAUAGUGACCAUUACUAUCAUGCCUUCCCAAAUCUUUGAACACAUAAUAAAGAGGAUGGCUUCAAGUGUUAUGAAAAGCUUGAUGGAUCAUACUAUUCCUGAAGUCUAAAAUUUAUUUUGGAUGCAUUUGUAAUUGAAACACUGCUAAACAUGGGCUACUAUGACUCUGCAAUAUUUACAUUCUGCACAUGAGCCUUUCUUUGAUAUGAGAUGCUGCAUUGAGCAUUUAUAUUACAUUAUGGCUGGGAACGUCAGUUUAACAUAAAACCUUGUUCAAAUUUUGCAUUUUGUAUUCAUUAUGCUACUUUGACAAAACAUAUGCUUCUUUCAUAGGGUUAUACUGUGUAGGCCAGGAAAAUUUCUGUUAGUCAUUAAAAUAGAAGAAAACGUUCAUGCAAGUGUCUAGUAUUUGCUCUCUUUGAUCCAGAUAUACUGCUGCUCUUUGUACUUUUUCAGACAGAUUCAUUUUUGUACUGCAUCUAUCUGUGAGAAUAUUCAUAACUUAGUGUUAAUUAACUGGUUUUAGUAAUCUUGUUUACGGAAAGCAUGCUGGUUAAACUGAGCAUAGCUUGUAUUUAUCAUUCCAUAACUGUUUUAAAAUAAUAUGUAUAGAUAAAUUCGUCUUAUUGCUGUCGCACAGUCAUUCUAAUAUGCUUAUAUUUUGUUGCCUUAAUCCUCUUAAAACAGAAAUAAAGUUGCAAAUAUAUUCACUUCCUAAA